Sinocyclocheilus rhinocerous is the source of this 410-nucleotide messenger RNA. Its product is annotated as DNA (cytosine-5)-methyltransferase 1-like. Lineage: Eukaryota; Metazoa; Chordata; Actinopteri; Cypriniformes; Cyprinidae. The record is from RefSeq and is a predicted model, not a curated record. The annotation marks the transcript as partial. The transcript has 3 exons.
GUGGGGUUCCUGCCAAGAAGCUUGGUCCCAUCAAUGCUUGGUGGAUCACUGGUUUUGAUGGUGGGGAGAAAGCUUUAAUUGGCUUUACCACAGCCUUUGCUGACUACAUCCUAAUGGACCCCAGUGAGGAGUACUCUCUCAUUUUUGCUCUGAUGCAGGAGAAGAUCUACAUGAGCAAGAUUGUGGUUGAAUUUCUCCAGAAGAAUCAAGAUGCCACAUAUGAGGAUCUACUGAACAAAAUUGAGACUACUGUUCCACCUGCUGGGCUUAACUUCAACCGCUUCACCGAGGACACACUUCUGCGCCAUGCCCAGUUUGUGGUGGAGCAGAUGGAGAGCUAUGAUGAGGCUGGAGACUCGGACGAGCAGCCAAUCAUCAUCACUCCCUGUAUGAGAGACUUGAUCAAGCUG